Acomys russatus (golden spiny mouse) is the source of this 1601-nucleotide messenger RNA. RefSeq names its product lysyl oxidase (gene Lox). Gene Ontology annotation, molecular function: protein-lysine 6-oxidase activity; copper ion binding. Lineage: Eukaryota; Metazoa; Chordata; Mammalia; Rodentia; Muridae. The record is from RefSeq and is a predicted model, not a curated record. Gene Ontology annotation, biological process: peptidyl-lysine oxidation. The transcript is spliced from 6 exons. Bases 369 to 1601 code for a protein of 410 amino acids.
CGCCUUGCACGUUUCCAAUCGCAUUACGUGAACAAAUAGCGGAGGGACAGCGGGGGCCAGAACGGCUUGUGUAACUGCAAACUUGUCAGAAAGUUUAAAACCUCUCCCGGUUCUUUCACUCCAGACACUGUGCGUUCUCCUGGACCGUCGUGCGCCGCUCCCCGGUCGCCUUGCAGGACUGGAAAAGGGGAGAGAAGGACCCUGCCACGUCCGACGGCCGACUGGGCUGGGGGCUGGGUCUGCCAUUCUGCCUUGGCACGACUCUCUCCGACCCAUUCCCUCACCUCGCCCUCCUCCCUGCUCGAAGAUCCUUCGCGAGAUCGGAGCCCCCGUCUUCAUUUUCUCCCAGUCACGUCCUCCCUCGAGCCAUGCGCUUCGCCUGGACCGUGCUCCUUUUGGGGCCGCUGCAGCUCUGUCCGCUUCUACGCUGCGCCCCGCAGGCCCCGCGCGAUCAACCCGCCGUCCCGGGCCCCUGGCGCCAGACGAUCCAAUGGGAGAAUAAUGGGCAGGUGUUCAGUCUGCUGAGCCUCGGGGCGCAGUACCAGCCUCAGCGGCGCCGUGAUCCCAGCUCCACUGCCCCAAGACCCGACGGCGACUCCUCACAGCCGCGCACGCCCAUUCUGCUGCUGCGUGACAACCGCACGGCCUCUGCCCGUUCGAGGACUCCAAGGCCCUCUGGGGUCGCCGCGGGCCGUCCCCGGCCAGCCGCCCGCCACUGGUUCCAAGCUGGUUUCUCGCCGUCGGGGGCCCGCAAUGGAGCUUCACCGCGCACGGCAAACCGGACUGCCACGCCACAGCCUCCGCAGCUCAGUAAUCUGAGACCUCCGAGCCACGUAGACCGCAUGGUGGGCGACGACCCCUACAAUCCCUACAAGUACUCCUCCGACGACAAUCCCUAUUAUAACUACUAUGACACUUAUGAGAGGCCCAGGCCAGGGAGCAGGUACCGACCCGGAUAUGGCACUGGCUACUUCCAGUAUGGUCUCCCGGACCUGGUGCCAGAUCCCUAUUACAUCCAGGCAUCCACAUACGUGCAGAAGAUGGCUAUGUACAACUUGAGAUGCGCUGCGGAAGAAAACUGCCUGGCCAGUUCAGCAUAUAGGGCAGAUGUCAGAGAUUAUGAUCACCGGGUACUGCUACGGUUUCCCCAACGAGUGAAAAACCAAGGGACAUCUGACUUCUUACCAAGCCGCCCUCGAUAUUCCUGGGAGUGGCACAGCUGCCACCAACAUUACCACAGCAUGGAUGAAUUCAGCCACUACGACCUGCUUGAUGCCAACACUCAGAGGAGAGUGGCUGAAGGCCACAAAGCAAGCUUCUGUCUAGAGGACACAACCUGUGACUAUGGGUACCACAGACGCUUUGCCUGCACCGCACACACACAGGGACUGAGCCCUGGGUGCUAUGAUACAUAUGCGGCAGACAUAGACUGCCAGUGGAUUGAUAUCACAGACGUACAGCCUGGGAACUACAUUCUGAAGGUCAGUGUAAACCCCAGCUAUCUGGUGCCUGAGUCAGACUACAGUAACAAUGUUGUGCGCUGUGAGAUUCGCUACACGGGACACCACGCCUACGCCUCAGGCUGCACAAUUUCACCGUGA